AUGUCCGCGUUCAUGUCUCUUCUGGUCUGUGCCUACGGGUUGCUGAUCUUUACCUUUUACUUUGUCGUCAAGGGUAUCCGUCCCGAUUGCCCGGCCGGAGCUAACCUGGGCAGCCAUGUGCAGACACUCAUCUCUGGGUUUCGAAACAACCUCUCCCACAUCCCGGGACCAUGGUACUCGCGCUUCACGUCGCUCGUCAACCAUUACCAUCGCAUCGUGGGCGACGAGCUCCAGUGGUUCCAUGGGCUGCAUCAACGUUAUGGGCCGCUGGUCCGUCCUGAACCAUAUGUCGUGGCGACCGCCGACCCCGGCCACUGGGAACAAGUCCAUCGCAGCCGUGGCAUCUUCAUGAAAAUCGAAUUCCCGCUCAUCGUUCCCGAAAAGUUCCUGUUCACCCUAACCGACCCCCACGAGCACAGGAUUCGGCGUCGGCUGCUGGCCCGCGGCUUGACGUUGGACACGCUGCGGCGCAACUGGGAGCCUGCGAUCAGAGCCAAGGUCGAGCUAGCCGUGCGCUGCAUCAAGGGCGAAGCGACAAGCGGCGUCGCCAACGUCUCCCGCUGGUGGUACAUCAUGGCGUCAGACGUCAUCUCUCUCCUCUCGUUUGGCGAGUCGUUCGACAUGCUCGAGAAGGCCGACCUGAAGGAAAACGACGAGUUCCUGACGGCGCUCCAGUUCGUGGGCUUCAGCAUGGCGCUGCAAUGGCUAUUCCCGGGCCCGGUCUUGCGGCUGUUGAAACUUGUUCUGCCCUUCCAGACGGUGCACGACAUCAUCAACGCCAGCAACCUGGUCUUCGCCAGAGGCAGCAUUGCCAUUCGCAACCUGCGCGCGGUCAACAGCGAAAAGCCGAACCUCUUCAGCGACAUGCUCGCCGAAGCCGACAAGGCGGGCGAGGGCGGCGAAAAGUCCAAGCUGACCGACGAGACGGUCCGCUCCGAGGUGGCCGAGUUCUUAGUGGCCGGCGCCGACACCACCGCCGUCAUGCUGACGUACAUCGUGUGGGAAGUCCUCCGGCAGCCCAGUCUCCGCAGCCGCCUCGAGGCCGAGGUGGCCGCGCUGCCGCCGGAUUUCAACGACACGGACCUCCUCGCGCUGCCGCUGCUCAACGGCGUCAUCGCCGAGUCGCUGCGCCUGCACAGCACGGGCUCAUCUCCGGCCAGCCGCGUCGUGGUCCAGGACGGUGUCACUUUCAACAGUCUCCCGAUCCCCGCCGGCACCCAGGUGCAAACCUUUACGUAUUCCAUGGCCCGGGACAACGCACUGUUCCCUGACGGCGAGCGGUUUGACGAGACGCGCUUCGACGACGAGAAGCAAAUGCCCGACCUGCAGCGGCGCAUCGCGGCCAACUUUGGCAGCGGCUCGCGAUCCUGCGUCGGCGUGGCGCUCGCCAGGAUGGAGCUCCGCCUCACCACGGCACUCUUCUUCCGCGAGAUGAGAGGCGCCCGCCUCGGCCCUGGCAUGACCGAUGACAUGAUGGAGAUGCGCCUCAGGUGCUUCAUCUACCCCAAGGGCGGCAAGUGCGACGUCACGCUGGUCGAUAAGAUGGUGCAGUGA
Molecule: messenger RNA, 1554 nt
Organism: Lasiosphaeria miniovina
Lineage: Eukaryota; Fungi; Ascomycota; Sordariomycetes; Sordariales; Lasiosphaeriaceae
Product: cytochrome P450
Exons: 3
Coding region: 1-1554 (517 amino acids)
Molecular function (GO): monooxygenase activity; heme binding; oxidoreductase activity, acting on paired donors, with incorporation or reduction of molecular oxygen
Source: RefSeq, a predicted model, not a curated record